CUGAGGAAGGCUUCAAAACGAUUAUAACGAGAUACCGUAACACUGCCUUCCGAAUCGGCAGUGAUAUGCUGCGAUGUCAACGGACUGGGCGUGGCCCGUUACAUCGAGCAGUCAUAUUUCCCCUGAACACAUAUUUCAUCAAAUGCGUUACGCAACGACACUGGUGCGUAAAUCUUCACAUACGGUGGUACUGUUGCAAUCCGAGUGUGCACAGGCAAAACAUCAUUUGCGAACAUUUGGAAAGCACCAUGAAGCACGGUUCUAACCAAUCCUGACCACCCAGCUACGUCAAUUCUCACAUCUCGACCGUCCACGUUGCGGGCCCAGUUUCGAAGGCGUACCAGUGGCACGAAUCAUGAAGCAAGUGGGGGAAAGGCCGAACCUGUGGGUCCCGGGAAGCGUCCCGCCUGGGAUCCUCUCUUCGCUUCGUGGCUUUCGCCCGAACUCGCAUCACGCCCGCUUCCCCUUCCUACCCAUCGCCCUGACUACUCACCUGAGCUUUGUUUAAUGGAUGCCAUUGUUUCCUCCCUCGAACAAGUCCGAGAUAUCAGCUCCCGGAACCUAACCGUAUAUCUCUGAGCCUUUAGUCCUCUUGCUCUUUGGAUCAGCAGUGACAAGCUGGUGGAUCGAAAAUACCAGGUGCAUAAAGUGGCUGAUGAGAUUAUUAUGGACUUCACUGAUCAAAUUAAUCUAUUGGAAAGCAAGUACCAGAAGGCAGUGAAAGAUCUGUACACACAAUUAACUCCAAUUCAACUAUUGCAUAUUGCUUGUCAUCCCAACAGACCAACAUUCCUCGACCAUGUUUUGAACAUCACCGACAAGUGGGUUGAGCUCCAUGGAGGCUGUGCAGUUUAUGAUGAUCCUGCUAUUGUUCUAGGUAUAGAAAGUAUAGAUGGAAAAAGCUAUAUGUUAAUUGGUCACCAGAAAGGCAGGAACACUAAGGAACAUAUUCAGCGUAACUUUGGAAUGCUGACUCCACAUGGCUACUGGAAAACCUUGCACAUGAUGAAGUAUGCGGACCACCAUGGAUUUCCCAUCAUCACAUUUAUUGACACACCUGGGGCAUUUUCUGAUCUUAGAUCUGAAGAACUUGGUCAGGGAAAAGCAAUUGCCUUCAAUUUAAGGGCCAUGUUUGGCGUAAAGAUUCCAAAUGUUACCGUUGUGAUUGGUGAAGGUGGAUCUGGUGGAGCUCUUGCUAUUGGCUGUGCAAAUAAGUUAUACAUGUUGGAGAAUUCUGUCUUUUAUGUUGCCAGCCCAGAAGCAUGUGCUGCAAUUUUGUGGAAGACCUCUCAAGAAGCUCCAAAGGCAGCAGAGAAACUAAAAAACACAGCCACCAUUACACAGCCACCAAACUGUGUAAUUUAAAGAUAGCUGAUGGGAUCAUUCCAGUGGAGGGAACAUUAAACUCGGUCACACAAACACGCUGGGUCACAACACACCUGAAUGCUUUCUCUGCGAAGCAAACACAAGCAAGAGAACACAGGAACAGGGAACAGAUGCUUCUGGUUCAGGGAGUCUUCUCCAUCCUUCUCUCAGACUCGUCAAGCGCCGAAGCAGCCGAAGCCCUUCUUCUUCGGAGGCUUGCCCGUGGCACGAUACUUGGCAGCGGCUUCUUCCACCUUGAGGAGCUCUUCCCCACGCUUCGCCUCCACCAUCGCUCGCUUCUCUUCUGCUGCUUUGUGGACCAUGGCGAUCUUGUUCUUUAUUUUCUCCUUCGUUUCUGCCUUCUUGUUCUCAAGAUUUUGCUGCUCACACAUUUUGAAUCAAUUGUCACAGGCAACUUAAGCUUGUCAGUAUCGGGAAGACGAAGAGUAACAGCAUAGCUGGUGCUCAACACUUGCUCGAGUUGAAGCGAUCCCGAGUUGGAGAUGCAGGGCGAGUACCGAGUCAAAUACUCAAAACACCAAGGAAAGGAGAUGUACCUCGAUCUUUUGCAGCUGUGAUUGCAGAGAUGCCUUCUUCGAGUUCUCCCAUGAAGUGAUAGAUGACUUCUUCUUUUGAGCUCUGUUUCGACAUUCCAAUGAUGUCGAUUAACCAAAGAUAGAUAAGACGGAGAGACUUUCGAAGAGUCUAUAAUAACAGCAGGUGACCUUUUUUUUAA
Musa acuminata AAA Group (dessert banana) is the source of this 2101-nucleotide messenger RNA. Its product is annotated as acetyl-coenzyme A carboxylase carboxyl transferase subunit alpha, chloroplastic-like. Gene Ontology annotation, cellular component: acetyl-CoA carboxylase complex. Bases 667 to 1365 code for a protein of 232 amino acids. Gene Ontology annotation, biological process: fatty acid biosynthetic process. NCBI's taxonomy places the organism in Eukaryota, Viridiplantae, Streptophyta, Magnoliopsida, Zingiberales, Musaceae. Gene Ontology annotation, molecular function: carboxyl- or carbamoyltransferase activity; acetyl-CoA carboxylase activity. The transcript has 9 exons. The record is from RefSeq and is a predicted model, not a curated record.